AUGCGCUACUUCAGAAUCGAAGGGCUCAAAGAAUUCUUAGGCGGUGACUUCAGCGAGCAUUAUGACUACAACAAGACGUUUGAAGAGGCUGCGCAAGACCCUUUCAUCAUAGUCCACACAUCCGGAUCCACUGGACUACCGAAGCCGACCAUCCUGUAUCACGGCGGGGUGGCAGCUGUCGACAACCAACACCUGAUUCCUCCCCUAGACGGAGUUGAUGCCCAGAUCAACAUUUUUGAAUGUGGUGUCCGCGUCUUCACAAGCUUGCCUCCAUUCCAUGUGGCGGGUAUCCUACAGACCCUAUUAGUCGCUCUGUACUUCGAAAUCACUACGGUCUGGGCUCCCACCGGUCGGCCUAUCAGUGCCGAUCUCAUCGACGACCUACUUGACAACGUCAAUGUGGACCUUAUGUUUCUUGCGCCAUCUACAUUGGAAGCACUCAGCCAGUCGCAGACUUCUCUCGAGAAAUUAAAGAAGCUCAAAUCCACUCAGUUUGCUGGAGAAGCUGGGUUUUGCCCGCGACUCAAGAAAGACCCAGAAGACUGGAUCUACUUUCAUUUCGAUCCUAGAAUGAAAGGAAUCGAGUUUCGGGAAGUUGGUCCUGGGUUAUACGAACAGGUCUUCACCCGUCAUGACUCAACAGACCCUUUUCACUGGUCAUUUUACACCUUCUCUGAUCGAUCUGAAUUCUCGAUGAAUGAUGUUUACUCGAAGCAUCCCUCAAAGCCGGAUCUACGGCUUUACGAAGGAAGAUCCGAUGACGUGAUUGUGUUUUCUAACGGGGAAAAGUUUAAUCCUAACGAUAUGGAGGCGACUUUGCGCUCAUGUUCAGGCAUCUUUGGCGCUCUUGUUGUCGGGCAAGGAAGAUUCGAAACAGCUGCUAUUUUGGAGCUUAGAGGCGUUCCGGACACGGAAAGAGCCAAAAAGGAAGUCCUCGACGGUCUCUUGCCCUAUGUCACCAAAGCGAACGAAGUUGCUCCUGCCUAUGCUAAACUUGAUCUUGAUCACAUCUUCUUUGCGAAGGCCGGGAAACCUUUGCUGAGAACCGAUAAGGGCACGGUGAAGCGUCGCGCUACGAAUCAAGCCUACGGAGAAGAGAUUGAUCAACUAUAUGCGGACGUUGCAGGCUUUGGGAAUUCGUCAGAUGCUGUCCAGCUGAAUCCCAGGGACCAAGGUUCACUAAGAAUUGGCAUUUGCAAUAUGUUGACUGAGAUGGAAGGGCUUCAAAAUAUCACUUUCGAACAGAAUUUCUUUGCUGCUGGCAUGGAUUCGCUGCAAGUGAUGAACCUCGUGAGGCAGCUUCGGUCCUCGUUCAGGGACCAUGAUGGAGGAGUUGUUGCGCACCUCAUAUCACCAAGGACGAUAUACUCCAACUCUACCGUCUUCGAGCUUGCUGCUGCCGUAGAGUAUUUGGCAGAUCACGGGGAAGCGGCAUCCGAGGGCUUGGAAAAAGAAAGGAUUGGCAAGAUGGAGGGAAUGCUCGCCAAGUACUCGGGUGACCUCCCACAACCCAAGAACGACACCACUCAGCGCCAGGAGCAAGGUUUCGCGAUUGUUCUGACGGGGAGCACGGGCUCGCUUGGCUCGUAUCUCUUGGAUUGCUUGCUAGCUGAUACUCAAGUGGCGAAGGUCUUCUGUCUCAAUCGAGGAGCCGAUGGCGAAAGCAAGCAGAGAAAUGGCAACAAAUCACGAGGCCUGAUGACUGAAUGGGGAGAAAGAGUCCACUUUCUGACCACCGAUCUCAGUAAGAGUAAAUUAGGGUUGGAUGCUGAUGAUUACAACAUGCUUGUCAAGGAAGCUUCGUUUAUCAUCCACAAUCAAUGGCAGGUGGACUUCAAUCUCAAUCUGGAAUCCUUCGAACCGCACAUUGCAGGGGUUCGGGAACUCAUCAACCUUUCAAAUCAGUCACCCAAGAGCCCACCGAUCUUAUUCACGUCCAGCAUCUCCACCUUGGACAACUGGGCAAUCAAGUAUCCCGAAGACAAGGUCCCUGAGUCAGCCUUCUACGAUUUCAGUGUUCCUUCAGCGAUGGGCUACGGAGAAUCAAAGUACGUAGCGGAACAGCUGCUCGAGAAAGCUGGAAAGAGUUCUGGUGUAUCAGCGGCCAUCUGCCGUGUUGGACAACUCGCAGGCCCUGUCGUCAAAGAUGGGAUUUGGAACAAACAGGAAUGGCUGCCGAGCUACCUAGGCAAAAUCCCAACAACCAUUCCCGGCCAGGACACGGUAGCCUGGAUCCCAGUUGACACCACCGCAAACGUCAUAGUCGAUCUUGUCCUCUCCGACAUCAAAGAUGAACCCUCAAGUGCAGUCUGGACCAGAUACCACAACGUCGUGAAUCCACAGCCCGGCUCAUGGAAAGCGCUCGUCCCUGUCAUCACGAAACAUUUUGACGAGAAGAUUGAGCCUGUGAGUUUCGAGUCUUGGCUCGAGGCACUGAAGGCCACGCCGUUAAUGACCGAUGACGUCGCGAAGAAUCCGGGUAUCAAGUUACUAGACUUCUUCGAGCAGAUGGAGGCGGGCGGGUCGGAGACUGAGUUGGAGACCAAGCAGACGGUAAAGAGAAGUCCCACAAUGGGCGAGUUGAGCGCUGUGGGGCCGGAGUGGAUGGAGAUUUGGUUGGGUCAGUGGGCUUUUUGA
Letharia columbiana is the source of this 2637-nucleotide messenger RNA. RefSeq lists its product as uncharacterized. Bases 1 to 2637 code for a protein of 878 amino acids. The transcript has 5 exons. NCBI's taxonomy places the organism in Eukaryota, Fungi, Ascomycota, Lecanoromycetes, Lecanorales, Parmeliaceae. The record is from RefSeq and is a predicted model, not a curated record.